GGGGCAGAUUCUUCUGAUGUCACAUGAUGCAUAAAAGGGUGCGCGCCAGUGGGGAAAACAACAGAAAUCAAAUACCGUGACCAUGAGCGGAAAGAUAGUCUUCUUCGAGGGGAGGAACUUCCAGGGCCGCUCGUAUGAGUGCAUCAGCGACUGCUCUGAAAUCGCCUCUCAUCUGGGCCGAUGCAGCUCCUGCAGGGUGGAGAGCGGGACCUUCAUGGUCUAUGACCAGCCCAACUACACGGGCCAGCAGUACCUCCUGACCAGGGGAGAGUACCCCGAGUAUCAGAACACCAUCGGCUUCAACGACUGCAUUCAGUCCUGCCGCAUCAUCCCUGCGCACAAGGGACCCUUUAAGAUGAGGAUCUACGAGAGGGCGAACUUCGAGGGGCAGAUGCAGGAAGUGAGCGAUGACUGCGACUCCAUCCAGGAUCACUAUCACAUGUCCGACAUGCAGUCCUGCAACGUGAUGGAAGGAUACUGGUUGAUGUUUGAGCAGCCGAACUACGAGGGCAGGAUGUUUUACCUGAAGCCAGGAAAGUACAAGAACCUCAGAGAGAUGAGCAGCGACGACAUGAGGUUCAACUCAAUCAGACGCAUCACAGAAUCUUAACUGUCUAAUCGCUUACAUCUCGCUAAUAGGUUUUGCAGAUGCUUUGUUUUAUUAACAUUAACAAGAUGUGAGAGGCAAAAAGAAGGAGCCUUGUUUUUAUCCUGAAACUGUGAUUUGUGCAUUGUUUGCAUGUAGUUCCAGUUGUACUGUGCAAUCCAGCCACGAUGAAUUUACCUCUAUAACUGUGUGACGCACAAUAAAAAUGAUUUGCCGCAUAUUUCGAGGGAAUUC
Messenger RNA from Cottoperca gobio, 841 nucleotides. RefSeq names its product gamma-crystallin M3-like. Gene Ontology annotation, molecular function: structural constituent of eye lens. NCBI's taxonomy places the organism in Eukaryota, Metazoa, Chordata, Actinopteri, Perciformes, Bovichtidae. The record is from RefSeq and is a predicted model, not a curated record. The coding region runs from base 83 to 610 and encodes 175 amino acids. The transcript has 3 exons. Gene Ontology annotation, biological process: lens development in camera-type eye; visual perception.